This is a messenger RNA of Acipenser ruthenus (sterlet), 2268 nucleotides long. RefSeq names its product fez family zinc finger protein 1. The record is from RefSeq and is a predicted model, not a curated record. Bases 458 to 1789 code for a protein of 443 amino acids. The transcript is spliced from 4 exons. Gene Ontology annotation, cellular component: nucleus. NCBI's taxonomy places the organism in Eukaryota, Metazoa, Chordata, Actinopteri, Acipenseriformes, Acipenseridae.
CACCUCGUUCUAUGAUUUCUGAUGUCAUUUAAAGCCUAGGGGAGAAAUGAUCUCAGAUUUGCUGAAGGGUUUAAGCUAAACAUGAAGAUUACAAAUAAAGACUGAGCACCUCCUUCCGUGGGCGGGUGAGUUUCAGUCACCAAUAACAGCAGUAGGGAAGUGGGGAAAAAAAGUUUCUCUUUGACUAAUAGAAGUGAAUUGAGCAAUUAUCUAGUUUACCUUCUCCUCUUGGAAAGUAACGAUUGUCGAUAUAUUUGCUGCGUUAUUGACACAACACGUUUUAUUGUUUCAGUCUUAGAAAUAAGUAAGGAUUGUCCGGAGUCAACGCUUCGCCAAGUGACCUGAUGUGCUGACAUCCACCCAGGUUGCCACAAAUGAUGUGCUUUCUUGCAGGUCAGUGAAUUAAGAAGAGGCGUCUACAAAGGAGACACACCAACCAAGAAGUGGAUUUAAAGACAUGGACAGUGUUCUCCACAAUACGACACCGUCAAUCUUAGGUUCACCUUCAGCGCGAGAACAUUUAUCAGCUGGAUACAACAUGAUCAGCACUUCGAAACCUCUUGCUUUCUCUAUUGAAAGGAUUAUGGCAAGGACACCAGAACCGAAGUCGAUGCCACUUCCGAACUUAUUUCAAACACCCACGACCAAGACAGACCCAAAGCAAGCUCUUCAUGUGAACUCCACCACACUUCCUUGCAUGAUACCGUUUGUUCCAUUGGCAUAUGAAGCUGCGCACAGAUUUAGCAUCACUGGAUCAGAACCAACAAAGCACCAUUUAGAUACGUCUUCUUAUAAUUCCAACGAUUUGUUAAGUAUUGGCUUAAAUUAUAAAACUGAAUUGUCAAGUGUAACCCCCCCAAUUGGACAGUAUAAGCUUUUUAGACCACGGGUGGUAAACCAGUCUUCGUUUCAGACCAUGGGAACUUUGUGCUAUCUUAAUUGUGGAGACAGCCCAUGCCCCCCUCCUGCAAGUAUUCUUAACAUCCAUCCAGUGGCUUCCUAUCUCCUGAACUCCCCACUUAGCCCACAUCAGAAAACAUUUCUUUCGGAGAAAAGCAAACUUCUUGUUCCUUCAGUGGAACGACACCCGUCUGGGGUUGCCUUUAAAGACUUGUCUCAAUCCCAACUCCAGCACUAUAUGAAAGAGAGUGCACAGAUUCUGUCUGAAAAACUGUUUAAAAACGCCUCCAAACUUAGCAACGGAUCCCCAAAUAAUAAACCCAAGGUGUUUACUUGUGAAGUUUGUGGAAAGGUAUUUAAUGCACAUUACAAUUUAACCCGUCAUAUGCCAGUACACACCGGAGCCAGACCGUUUGUUUGUAAAGUCUGUGGGAAAGGCUUCCGACAGGCAAGCACUCUCUGUCGACACAAGAUCAUCCAUACACAGGAAAAACCCCACAAGUGUAACCAGUGUGGGAAAGCGUUUAACCGAAGCUCAACUCUGAACACUCACACAAGAAUCCAUGCGGGAUAUAAACCAUUUAUAUGUGAAUUCUGCGGCAAAGGAUUUCACCAAAAAGGCAACUACAAAAACCACAAACUGACACACAGCGGGGAAAAGCAGUUCAAGUGCAAUAUCUGUAACAAGGCUUUCCAUCAAGUUUACAACCUGACUUUCCAUAUGCACACCCACAACGACAAAAAACCCUUCACCUGUCCAACCUGUGGGAAAGGAUUCUGUCGGAACUUUGAUUUAAAGAAACACAUCAGGAAGCUGCAUGACAGCUGCCCUGUAGUUCAGUCCACUUAUACGGACAAUCUGAAUGGAGAACAGCACCAAAGUCAAUAAAAUAUCCACAGAUUCGCGGAAAAUAUCCUGUACGCUAUAGUGUGCACCUAGCCGAUUUCAAGAUUCACCUUUGCAUGCAACAUUUUGGUUUGUGUGAGCUAUGCUUUUUCUUCACUAAAGACUACUUGGUUAAAGAAAACAAACAAACAAGCAAAAACAAAACAAAACAAAAAACUUACGAACCCUUCACGAAAUAAUUUGAUUAUUUUUCCGUCUCAGGUUUAAGGAUGUAAAAAGCCUCGUCAUAUUUAUUUGAAUUUAUUUGUAUCUUUAUGGAACUAUUUAGGAAUAUUUUAAUGUAUAAAUAUAUUUACUGUUGUGGUGACACUGAUAUGUUAUAAAUGCUUGAUUGUUGUUUAUUUUUUGUUUAUAUUCAUUUUAUUUUUUUAUAAAUAUAUAUGCAAUGUAUCUGCGGGAAAAAAUGCGUAUCAGUCUAUUCUGACAAAAAAUGUUUUUGGUGAAAAUAAAACUUGGUAUUA